Symbiodinium sp. CCMP2456 is the source of this 2331-nucleotide messenger RNA. NCBI's taxonomy places the organism in Eukaryota, Dinophyceae, Suessiales, Symbiodiniaceae. The record is from the annotation of a GenBank genome assembly.
AUGGCACGGUUUGCACCUGUUGACUGCCUACACAUGGUGUGGAUAAAGGACAGGGUGCUUCUCGGGCGCCUCGAGGAGGGAGGACGUGUUGUCAAGACAGUUGACAAUGCCACAUUUGUGAAGGCCAAUGAGGAUAACUGUGUCGAAAAUCGUGCUCUUUUGGAAGCUUACAUGGUGCGGCAAAGGGGUGCCCGUUCUUUGGAUAUUCCUGACUUGGAGUCGAUUAAGGCACAGUUGCUGUCGAUGCACACGACUUAUGCCAUGAACUGCAGGGCUAAAGCAAGCAAGAGGCCCAAGGCUUUGCUGGAGGCUACGAUGGAGCUUGUGCAGGCCAAUGCACACUUGGAUGCAAAGGCUUUGAAGCGGCUGUUUUCCUAUGCUCGCAGACGAUUCCUUUCGCCCCAUGAGCCCAAAGAACUUUAUGGCAAAGGUGGUAAGAAGACCCGGUGGGACACAAAGGAUGCCGAUGAGCAAGCUGGGGAGGAUGAUGCAUUCCAUGAAUACGCAGGUGAGUUUGAUGAGGAAGCGGAAGAGGAAGCCCCAGAGGAUGAUCCCCCUCUGGAUCCCCCUCUGGAGGUGGCCCCAUUCCCCGUGCUGCCAACGCCUCCGCCCCCACCCGUGCUGGAGAUGCCACUCCUGAACGCCGAGCCCGCCCCUUCCUUGCAGAGGAAGCCUUUGCUGCAUAUGCAAAGUUCGUCCUCGAUUGCUUCAAAUGCCACCACCCUCAUUUUGGGCGAGACACCCAAGACUCCGGAGCCAAGGACGCUUGUGCCCGCACAGAGUGCGCAGGUGAGGCAGAUGACGCCGUCCCCCCCGAGUUUGCCGGUUGAAGUGCGCUACAGAGAGGUGCUUUAUGUCGCAGAAUCCCCCCGGAAAAUGGUUAAAGCCGAGCCUCGAGAUUUCGAGGCUGGGGUUCCUUCUGGAGUGGCAAAGCCAAGCAUUGAUAAGGAUGCCGUGCUGCACGAGUUGGCCACUCUUGAGGCAGCACAGAAAGCACUGCUGGAUGCAGAACGCAAGUUGUCAGCCGAAGCUUUGGCAGCAGAGCCAAACACAACAGAGCCGAACACAACAGAGCAAAACACAAGAGAGCCGAACACAACAGAGCAACACACAAGCGAGCCAGGCGAAACAGAGUUGGAGCCAACAGAGCUAGACGAAGCAGAGUUGGAAAGAGCAGACGCAAAGCAAGCAGCGUUGGAGCCAACAGGGCCAGUGGACAAGGAAUUCGCUUUGCAAGAGCUGGCUGUGCUGCAAGCAGAGCUGCCAUGGUUGCGCCUGAAAUCGUGCGCUGAUGCUACGGGCCCCACCGGUGUGCUCGACACGGAUGACACGCAAGUUGCGCCGGCGACUGUUCUGGAUAUGGAAGCUGUGAGCCGUGAAGAUCAAUUGGCUGCUCGCAAAAGGCGCAAGGAGGAGCUGGCAGCAAAAAAGGCUGCCCAAAAGGCCCAGAAGGCUGCUGUUGCGAACGCCGAGGAAGGUGCAAGGAUGAAAUCGAUCGACCAGGCUACCAUUCCGGAGAAGGCCAAGGAAGGCGCGGGGGUGAGAUCGAACGAGCAGGCUACCGUUCCGGAGAAGGCCAAGGAAGGCAUGGGUGCAGAUGGUGCUGUGGAGAAUCAUGAUGGGGAGCCGCUGACAAAGAAGCGUAAAACAGCUGCAAAGAGCAAACCCAAGGCGAAGGCUGCAGCUGCCGAGGCUUCUGAAGCCCCUGAACCUGCCCCUGUGGCUGUGGCUGCUGCUGAGGUUUGCAGCCCGGGUAGGGGUAGGGGGAGGGGUAGGGGUGGCAGGGGUCGUGGGAAAACGGCGGCCAACAAGAAGCAGGGUCGUGGGAAAACGGCGGCCGACAAGAAGCAGGGGAAAAGCAAGGGCAAGGAAAAGACGAGCAAUUUCAAGGGCAAGGGGGCAGGCCAGGCCAAGAAUGCGAAAGCACAGCGCGCCGUGGAACCGGCAAACGUGCCAGAAAGGAGGGUGUCGACGAAGAGACCCCAGGAUGGCUACGUGGCAGAAGUUCCUGACAAAAAGGCUGCCAAGCCGAAGUCAGCUCUUCAGUCUGAGGAGGAGAAGAUCGAACAGAGGCAGAGUGUGCUUUCCACGAAUGGGACGCUGAAGCAUUACACUCUUAUGGUCUAUUGGAGUCGCCCUGGUCUGGGCAUCAAGCAGCUGAGUGAUGGGAAACAGGUUCAGUACUUGGGCGGCAAAAGCGUGCCCAUGUCAAAGAUUAUCAAGGCUGGCAUCGACUGUGUGUCUUGGUCGAGUUUAAUUGGAUGCUGUUUGAGCAGGGCUCCUGCAACAGUUGGUGUCCCUCUCUACAGGGGUUCGUGUGACUCUAGGUGA